GGAGGAGGAAACAAUCACAAGGUCAGAAUUGCAUAUAUUGAAUUUGCCAUUUUUGACUCAAUCACGGUGACCGGUCACUUUCUUCGUCGUUGGUGGAUCAAUCUAAGGAUGCAAGUUUGAGGGAACAUUUAUCUAGUUAUAGAUCAAAAGAUGGAAGGGUUCAAGGCCAGAUUUCGAUUAGCAGCGAUCGUUGUUCUUUCCAUUGGGAUCGCUCUCGUUGCUAUAUAUGAUUUAUUGAAGCCAAUUUCAAACGGUUGUGCCAUGACAUACAUGUACCCAACCUACAUUCCAAUAUCAGCAACAGAAAGUCUGUCUUCUUCAAAAUAUGGACUGUAUUUGUAUCAUGAAGGGUGGAAAAAAAUUGAUUUUAAUGAGCAUCUUAAACAACUUAGUGGGGUUCCUAUUCUUUUCAUCCCUGGCAAUGGAGGUAGCUACAAGCAGGUCAGGUCCUUAGCAGCAGAAUCUGAUAGGGCUUAUCAAGGUGGCCCACCUGAGCCUAUGUUGUACCAAGAAGCUUGCUUAAUGUUUGAGGACGGAGUAGAGAUGGAUGAAACUGAUAUUCCAAUAUCCAAUCAGUAUACUCGCAGGCUUGACUGGUUUGCGGUGGACCUUGAAGGCGAACAUUCUGCAAUGGAUGGUCAGAUACUUGAAGAACACACAGAAUAUGUAGUAUAUGCCAUUCACAGGAUCCUGGAUCAAUAUAAAGAAUCUCAAAAUGCUCGAGUAAAAGAAGGUGCCGUUGAAUCUGGUAGUCUGCCUAAUAGUGUCAUAUUGGUUGGCCACUCUAUGGGUGGUUUUGUUGCUAGAGCUGCAGUUGUGCACCCUAAUUUGAGAAAGUCAGCCAUUGAAACUGUUCUUACAUUAUCAACUCCGCAUCAGUCACCUCCUGUGGCACUGCAGCCAUCAUUGGGUCACUAUUAUGAGUACAUAAAUAAGGAAUGGAGAAAGGGUUAUGAGGUCCAAACCUCUAGAACAGGAGCUCACUCGUCCAAUCAUCAACUAUCUCAAGUGAUUGUUGUCUCCAUUUCUGGUGGUGGUAAUGAUUAUCAGGUGAGGUCAAAGUUAGAAUCAGUUGAUGGCAUCGUCCCAUCUACCCAUGGUUUUAUGAUUAGUAGCAUGGGGAUGAAGAAUGUAUGGCUAUCAAUGGAGCACCAGGUUAUCUUAUGGUGUAAUCAACUCGUUGUGCAAGUUUCACAUACUCUUCUUAGAUUGGUAGACCCUGAAACUGGUCAUCCGAUUUCUGGUGCCAGGAAAAGACUAGCAAUUCUUACAAAAAUGCUUCAUAGUGGAAUGCCAGGAAGUUUGUCAAGGCAAUCGCAUUUACUUCAGCAGUCACCACAUCUUCCUUUACAGAAAGAGAGAAAAUUUGCUGGAUCUCGGAAGAAAACAAUUACUGCAUGCCCUAGUAAACUUCAUUGGAGUGAUGAAGGACUUGAAAGGGAUCUUUAUAUCAAGACGCCAACAGUAACUAUUUUAGCAAUGGAUGGCAGAAGACGAUGGUUGGACAUAAAAGAACUGGGAUCAAAUGGAAGAAACACCUUUGUUCUCGUGACAAAUCUUCUUCCCUGUUAUGGGGUUAGACUUCAUCUUUGGCCUGAAAAAGGAACUUCCCCAUCAGAUUUGCCUCUUAGCAAAAGGGUUAUAGAAGUGACAUCAAAGAUUGCACAGAUUUCUUCGGGGCCAGCACCAAGGCAGAUUGAACCAGGAAGCCAGACAGAACAACCACCACCAUCAGCUGUAUUUUGGUUGGAUGCGAAGGAUAUGCAUGGUUUCAGAUUCCUGACAAUCUCAGUUGCACCGAGCCCGACUGUUUCAGGGAGACCUCCGCCAGCAGCUUCAAUGGCAGUUGGGCAGUUCUUCAACCCAGAGGAAGGGCGUAAAGAGUUUUCUCCUCUGUCUUUGCUCCUCUCUAUGUAUUCUCAGAAGGAUAUUUUCAUCAAGGAGGAUCAUCCUAUUGCAAUGAAUAUUACAUUCAGUAUCAGCUUGGGUCUUCUGCCUGCUACAGUGUCUCUGGAAACUACAGGAUGCGGGAUAAAGAAGUCUGGACUUCCUGUUGAAGAGGCUGGAGACAUGGAUAGUGGCAGACUUUGCAAGCUCCGAUGCUUUCCUCCUGUAGCCCUUGCAUGGGACGCUACAUCUGGUGUUCACAUAUUUCCUAAUCUGUAUUCUCAUACAAUUGAGGUGGAUUCUUCACCUGCACUUUGGAGCUCAGCUGAGGGAUCUGAGCAGACCAACGUUCUGUUACUGGUAGAUCCACAUUGUUCCUAUAAAACUAGUGCUGCUGUUUCUCUGACCGCUUCUGGCCGUAGAUUUAUGCUUUUAUACGCCUCCCAGAUUAUUGGUUUCGCCUUUGCUGUAGUCUUUUUUGCUCUAAUGCGGCAAGCAAAUGCAUGGGAGCUUGAUCUGCCUGUUCCUUCAUUGCUGUCUGCAGUAGAAUCAAAUCUGAGAAUGCCACUGCCAUUUCUUCUCUUGGCUAUUUCACCCCUUCUGAUUGCUUUGUUUUAUUCCUGUCUAAGUCCAAAGCCCUUACCUUCCGUCAUUGGCUUCUUUGUUGUCUCAAUAAUUUGCUACCUGUUAGCAAAUGGGAUCAUAAUCAUAUUGACACUGACUACCCAAAUUAUCUCCCAUGUGGUUGCCAGAGUACAUGUUUUUUUUAAAACAAGGUGGCGAUGGUGGAUACUUGAUCUCUCCACUAGUGUCUUGUCAUUCAAGGUGAUGAGGGUCAUAAAUGCCAAUCCAUCAUUGGCUAUGUCACUGCUUGCUAUUGCUUUGGUCUGCUUUGUCCAUCCAGCAUUAGGUCUCCUCAUUUUGCUGUUCUCUCAUGUGCUAUGCUGUCACAAUGCCUUGUGCAGCUUUUUUACAGCUUCCAGCAAGGCUCGAAGCGAAGAUUUAUUUGGGUUUGGAAAUGGUGUGAGGUCAUCCAAAUCCAACAAUGAUGAAAACGAGGAAGGUUUACCUGUGGAUGAGAACAGUUCCGGCACCCCAGACUCUGCACGAAGCUAUGGAGAGACACAGCUAGAGAUAUUCCACCACCGGCAUGGCUUGCUAAUCUUGCAUCUUCUUUCUCUGUUGAUGUUUCUUCCUUCACUCGUUGCUUGGUUAGAGAGGCUAAGUAUGGGCCACAACUUCCCAUGGUUGUUGGAUUCUGCGUUGUGCAUGGGUGUCGUUCUUCAUGGUAUUUGUGGCUCAAAACCCGAGUUUAACGUCUUCUUUCAGAUCCCAGGAAUGAGAGGGUAUGAAAUAAGACAAGGGUUAGUGUACCUCCUUGCCGGCUACUGUUGCUAUCUUUCAGGUUUAGAUUUGGCUCCUUACAAAGCCUUCUAUGCCAUGGCUGCCAUUGGAAUCGUUUCAUUUGUUUUUAGAAUCAUCGAAAGAAGAAACCAACCAUAUUAUAGCAAUAGAAAGCAUUCUCAUCGACACUGAACAAAUGGCGGUUUAUGCUACCAUCGAUCAUCCUGUUGUUCGUUGUACAAUUCAUAUGUAACGUGUUGAUGAUAGUGAGUUGGACUAUGGAUUUGAAUGUCUUCAGUCCCAGAAUUUUGAUGAUUUUGAUAUUCUUUGAUUUCUUUUCAGAAAAAUAGACUGUAAUUUGUUGUGCUUGUUUCAGUGAACUACUUUUGCCAA
Messenger RNA from Cynara cardunculus var. scolymus (artichoke), 3624 nucleotides. RefSeq lists its product as uncharacterized. The transcript has 19 exons. Gene Ontology annotation, molecular function: hydrolase activity, acting on ester bonds. The record is from RefSeq and is a predicted model, not a curated record. Bases 151 to 3423 code for a protein of 1090 amino acids. Lineage: Eukaryota; Viridiplantae; Streptophyta; Magnoliopsida; Asterales; Asteraceae.